Mizuhopecten yessoensis (Yesso scallop) is the source of this 3819-nucleotide messenger RNA. Its product is annotated as serine/arginine repetitive matrix protein 1-like. Lineage: Eukaryota; Metazoa; Mollusca; Bivalvia; Pectinida; Pectinidae. The coding region runs from base 97 to 2379 and encodes 760 amino acids. The transcript is spliced from 4 exons. The record is from RefSeq and is a predicted model, not a curated record.
GCUGGUGUAUAGGGCAGGAAGUUGUGUCGGGAGACCUUACACACAUAAUGUGAUCCAAGGGAAGCUAAUACUGGUGGGACUAUAAUGUGAGCAAACAUGUUGGAAUAUCACGUGAUAGCCCUGUUGCUUGCGUCAUACGCUGGUAUAUCUGUUCAGCACGGUUUUCUCAGUUGGCCUCCACAGAGAUCGUCUCUAUGGCGACAGGGACACGAGUCACCUAUCAACUACAACGAUAACGCCCUCUGGUGUGGAGGAUUACCUUACUUCACACAAGUAGGUGAAAAGUGUGGAACUUGUGGUGACGCCUACUACGGUCCUCAUGACCACGAGGCUGGUGGGAAGUACGGCCUUGGGAUCAUUGGUGUCCGUUAUCCCAUGGAUACCGCGUCAAUCAAGGUCACGCUCACCAUUAACGCCUAUCACAAGGGGUUUUUCGAAUUCAAGAUUUGUCCUCACAACAACCCAUUGUCGCCUGUCCAACAGGAAUGUUUGGACCAGCAUCCUCUCAAAGUACGGGAGGCAAAGAAGGAUGAAAAAGGCUUAAAGUACUUCCCUCCGAAAGGUGGCGAGAUCGAGUUGAACGUUGAACUUCCGAAGGGAAUACGGUGUAGUCAGUGCGUUCUUCAGUGGAAAUAUAAAACAGGAAAUAGUUGGGGACAGGACCGAGAUGGCAAUAGCUGCCUGGGUUGCGGACCACAGGAGCAGUUCCAGAAUUGUGCUGAUAUAAGUAUUGGCUAUGACGCCCCGCCAGAAGAAAAAACAUUCGGUUUUACAAAGAGAUCAGUCACUGUUCACGAAGAACAUACAAAACGUCCUGCUAUAGACAGAGGCACAAUAGCUCCAGAUCAAAUAUUGCAACCGAAGGACGCAAAUACCAACACGUUAUCUCCCAGUGAGCGAUAUGUUGUUUACGGUCAGAGUGUGAUCACGUCCGCCCCUGAUCUGCCUCCUCCACCACCGAAGGUUCCCCCGAAAAUUGACAUCAGUGCUGUUACUCUCACUGACCAACUUCAAGAGAUUAUGUCACGACAAACUUUGUCGCUGACUAAUCCUCCCGUACCGCCGUUAUACAUAGACCAAUGGACUACCCAGAAACCAAGCAGUUUACAACCCACAAAUAUACCCCCGAAACAAAAGGAAGAGAGCUUACCUUUAAGCAAUCAACCAAAGAAGACAGAACCGUCAGCUGUCGUAGACAUUCAACAUCACACAACGAGUCCCCCUGGAAGGCGAUUCGCGUGGAAACAAGUGGAGGUUCGCACAUCCAAAAACCUAGAAACGCACGGUAAACACAGGACAGGUAUGGUCAUUAGUAAGCCCCUUCCUCCAGGAACGAAACCUAAACCCAGUUUUCCUACGUCUGUACCAAAUAAAAUCAAGAAUGCUAAUUUAUUAUUAUCUGCAUUGACGGAUCGGAAGACUACGUCGAGGACUCAUACGCGUGGUAGUGGUGUACGACGGUCUAGAACGAAACCUAAGAAACUGACGAGAAAGCAGAGAAGGAGGGCUGAACAGCUUGCCAAAAAACAAAGACGAGAAGCUGCCAGAUUAGCAAAGAAGGCUGCUAAACUGGCUAGAAGAAGAAAGUCAAAAACUGAAACAAGAAGAUCCCGUCGGAGGAGAGUAAUGAUAACAAGGAAAGAAAAGAAAUCUGAGAAAUCCCUACCGGUACCUCCUCAGCAAACACUUCCAGCCAUGAGUGUUAUCUCGGCUAGGGUAGCAUCGACUCACAACCAAAACACAGAAAGGAAGGGUAGCACGCAACGGGCCGCCAUUCAUCAAUCGACUAUAUCGACCCGGGUUACAAUGAGUAAGCAUGAUCUUUCACAGAAACCUACUACCGUUAGCGUUACUUCAAGAAAACAUUCGGUUCCCACUGAAAAACAACAUCAGGUACAGAAUUUAGAUACACUAACGAGCAAUCUAAGUUCAAGGUCAUCAAAAGGACGACAUUCUUCUAAAAGAACUAGUACCGUUGUUUCCAGAACGAGUUCAUCCACACGAUUGUCUCAAUCAAGAUCAUCGUCCAAAGGGUCUCGAAAUCGAUAUAGCCGUAGGAGAUCAAACUCGAGGAAAAAAGAUCGUCAUCAACACAAACAGAAAUCGGAUAAAAAUCAACAUUCUAGAUCUGUAGCAAAGCAAGGAAGUCAGCCGGAGUACUCCAAGUCGUACCUAGAGUUAGUAUCAAGCCUGAAAAAGGUUAUAAACCAAGCUGAAAAGGUGGCAGUGAAACCCAACGUUCUUAAGUCAAUGAAGGAAGUGCUGAGUGCUGUUUCAAACGGUGACCCAACUUUGGCUGGGCGGAGGUUUAAAUGUUUUACCAACCCAUCAAGUUGUUCUCGGAGCGGAAAUAGAAAAUUGCGCAGUCGUGGCGGCUAAUUAUAAUGGCAUAAUUAUCAGAAGGAGUUUUCAUACCAAUGAUAUUUUAUGGAUGAGUGAAUCUUUAAACAUAAUCACGUGUACAAAUGUAACGCGAAUCCUUCAAGAUGUUCUCUGGACGGAAAUGCCAAAUCUCCCAUCGUGGCGUUAAGUUCUAGUAGUAUUUCCCUUAUGCAGAAUUAUCACGGAAUAGAUUGUGAACAACUGGAUUUUUCAUAUUAACUUUCUUUCUGAAAAAGGACGUUUGGCAAAAAAAACAGUUUGAGUAAAAAUAUUAACACGACAUUGAACACACGUAGCCUGUAUUUUAUCCACAAAGAAUCGCUGACUGGCAUAUGUGGAUAAUUAUCUUAUUUUGCAAACCUGACGCAGAAAAACGUAGGACAAAAAACUUGGGCAGGUGAUUCUAACCACAAUCAUUUUGAGAUGAAAACCUGAAUAUAGUAGAUUGUACAUUGUAUAAUGUGACAUUUUUCGUUGUAUACAGAAUCAAAAAGAGGAUACGCCAUACUGUCACCACAUAAUUGAAGAAUACUGUUCUCAUUUAGAGACGUGACCCAUUUUCUUUCAUGUACGUGUAGUCUACCUGAACACUGAUUGUAAGCAAUGUACAUGUAUGUCAAUUCAAUUAGUCUCACGUCUGUCUGUUUUUAUCACACGAUGAGCAUUUUGUCUUUCCAGUGAAAAUAAUUUAAAAUGUAUAGAUAAAGUAUUCGGUAAGGUAUAAUCUAUGGAGCAAACAUACUCUUUUCGGUUAAUCAAUCCAUCUGUCGGUGUACAUAAUUAAAAUUAAGAUAUUUUUUUUACAUUAGGUCAAAAUGUUAACUAGUUUUUUGGCGAUAACUUCAAAAUUUAAAGGUUCACAAUUAUCACUUCAUUUUAAUAAUAUUAAAAGCAAUAAAAAGAGUGGCGAUAAUCCGGACACUCGGAAGAUCCGGAUUAUUGAAACAGGAAGUGUCACAAUUAACUAUCAAGAGUUUCUAAAAAAAAACAUCCGGCGAUGUCUAUUACAAAUUGAUGAGAUUCCACGACACCAUCCCUCUACACUGAUAUAGAACCGGGUGAUAUGAGAUUCCACGACGCCAUCACUCUACACUAACACAGAUCCGGGUUAUAUGAUAUUCCACGACACCAUCCCUCUACACUAAUAUAGAACCGGGUAAUAUGAGAUUCCACGACGCCAUCCCUCUACACUAACAUAGACCCGGGUUAUAUGAGAUUCCACGACGCCAUACAUCUACACUAACAUAGACCCGGGUUAUAUGAGAUACCACGACACCAUCCCUCUACACUAAUAUAGAACCGGGUAAUAUUAGAUUCCACGACGCCAUCCCUCUACACUAACAUAGACCCGGGUUAUAUGAGAUUCCACGACGCCAUCCCUCUACACUAACAUAGACCCGGGUUAUAUGAGAUUCCAAGACGCCAUCCCUCUACACU